AUGGCUGUGAAGCAGAACUACACAAUGGUCAUUAAAGAUUAUCUUUUCUCUUUUCCAGAGAGAUCAGUGCUUGCCCAGCCAACAUUUAUCUUUGAGAAGAAGGACCAUCUUUUGAAGCGGCCUGCAGAAGACCCAGUUUGCAAAGCUGAAAAUGAUCUCAUUAGGUGCUCCAGAAAACGGGCAAGAUCAUCAUCUUUCACUUUCCAGAAGGCUGACUCACAGUCCGACCCAGAUACAACACUCUCUCAGAAAAGAGGAAGAUCAUCUUCCUUUACCAUACUUCCUACUUUUCCCCCCUCCCAGACAGUAAAGAAUAAAAACAUAUUCAUGACCGCAGCUCUUCUUCAAAGAAAUACUGACAUCAAAACUACAAAAGAAGGAUGCUUGUCACCAAGUCAGUUGCGGAAUGUCAUUAGACCUGCCAUUUUGCAGCCACCACAAGCCCUCCCAUGUCCUGAAAAUUCCAUGGCAUCUGUAGUGACUACAAAAGAAGUACGCGUUCAGUUAUCUGAAAACAGCUCUUAUUCCUCAGUGGAGAAUUCAGUAAGUUUGAAGACAGCAGCAAGUUCAUCUAUUGCCGUGAACAACAGCCCUAAAACAACACGAAGUCAGCAAGUUGAAGACAAAAAUACAGUAAAAAACAGCAAUUCUGAUUUUGUGUUUGGAGAAAACAUGAUGGAGAGAGUUUUGAGUCCUGAAAAACAUCCUGAGACAUCUAAUGGAGCUUAUUCAUGCAGAAGAGAAGUAACAUCCGUGUACAGAGAAUCUUUUCAUGCUCAUGCACAGACAAAAACAGCUUUCAUAAAAAAUGCAACACUAACUGAAUCAGCAGCUGUGUGUAUUUCCAAGCCAGUGGAGAAAAUUGUGUUAGAUAAAGUUGAAAUUAUAACUGGAGAAGAAGCAGAACACAAUGUAUUACAGAUCAACUGCAAGCUCUUUGUAUUUAACAAGUUCUCUUUAACCUGGAUUGAAAGAGGCAGAGGAUCUCUGAGACUUAAUGACACUUCUAGCAAUAAAUGUGGAAAGUUGCAAUCAAGGCUAAUUAUGCGAAAUCAAGGCAGUUUGAGACUGAUUCUCAACACCAGACUCUGGGAUCAAAUGGUGAUAAAAAGAGCUAAUAGAAGGAGUCUGUGCUUCACUGCAACAGAUCAAGAAGAUCACUCUGUUCAAGUAUUUCUAAUACAGGCAAGCUCAAAAGAUGCUGGGUACCUGUAUGCAGCAAUACACCACCGCCUCGUGGCCCUGCGAACCUCCAGCGAGCAAGAAUCAGAAGCUAAUCAAAUAGGCACAGAAUCAGAAAUAACUUUUCUUCCAUUAAACUGUGAUAGUGACGAUGAAGAUGAUGAAAAUACAACUCAAGCAAGCAGCAGUGGAUCUGAUCAUUCUAGAUGGAACCGCAGGCAGCCCGUGGUCUGCUCAUGACAGCCACAGAGGUUACAGCAGUGCAGCAGGGAACUCAACUGCCUGAAAUCUCUAUUCCAGCUCAUCAGUCGCUGGAGGGAGGAAAUCAGAUGCAUUUCACUUCACAACUUUCAAGCAAAGGUUAAUUUUAGGGACGGCUUAAGUUUAAUAUGUUGGGGAAAAAACUUAAGGUGCGCUUGAGGGUUGUGGCCAGCGUGCUGUGCGCUGACAUGAGAGUGAGAGAUGGCUUCCAAGAUCGAGAGGUGCGGCAAAGGCUUCAAGUUAUAGAGUUAAAURUAUUUACAGGCAUUAUUAAAGUAAGGAAUUUAAUACUGAACCAAUGAUUAUUCAUCAUAUUGAUGGAUAAAAUCAUAUAACCAUGAGUAAUAGUAUACAUGAAGAUAUAUUUGUUGGUUUUUUUUCUUUUUUGAUUGUUAUUUAAAAUACACAUUUUGAAGUCUUUAAAUUGUGUUUCAYUGAAAACAUUUUAAGUAGCAUGGCAGCAUUCAGCAUCCUCUUCGUCAAUACACAGAAGAUAAAACUGUCAGUGGACAGUUUGGUUUGAGUGAGGUCUAUAGUCAGCAGCCUUCUUAAUUAAACAACGUUUUAUUUUGAAAAAAUGUGAAGUUAUAGACUGGGAAUAAAAUUUUAUUAAAGGGCAAAGAGCCAAGAUCUGCUUUUACACCCUCAAGCAUCAGGAGAAAUCAACAUUAAGAAUUUGAAGCCAGAAGUUCUAGGGGGCAUCUGAACUUCAAAAGCUACAAGUGAAUGUUUGCACUCGCAAACACCUUCUUUGCUUGCACAAAACAAGCACUUGCACUCUUAAUUGUCCUUUUGAUGUAUACAAAUAUGUGCACAUACAGUAUAACUGGAGAUCUCCAUAAAAAUAAAUUACCUUAAGUGUGUGAAAUUAGCCAAGAUUACUUCAGAUUUGUUUUCAGUUGUCAAAAUCUGUGAGCAGCAUCAUGUCUUGUAAUGAGGCGAAGCUGUUGCAUGCCCUAAUAUGUGCAAUACCAACAGUGCCAGUUGUUUGUACAAGUCCCUUUGUACAAGCUAUUCCUCAAGCUACUGUUCACUGUCUAAUCAUUUCUAUGAAGAAUUAGAAAACUCCUCUCUUCAAUGCUACCUGUGAGGUAACAUGCCCCAUGUACUGUACAAAGUCAUCAUUUAAUGCUCUUUGCUUUAAGAAAAUGCCUGUUUUUGUUCUCCAGCAAAUCCUUACUUUUUAGACUCCCGGUUACCAAAUACUAUGUUAUCAUCAGAGAUAAAAAAAAAAUGUCCCAGAAUACCUGAAGUUUGCUUCAUUAAGGUGGUUGCAAUGAUUCGUGACCUUUAAAAGUCAUGUUUGCAGAGUAAAAUUAAAAUUUAGUCUUCCCAUCUAGCAUAAAUGAGCAUAAAUGAAAGGUUGGAAGAAUUCCAGAUUUUUCCUAAAUUUUCAAUGUCCUGCCAAAAUUAGCAUCUGGAUUGUGCUGAAUCUUCAACAGCCUGCCAAAAUUAGCACUUUCCUGACAUUGAUUUAGCAUCUGGAUGCCAGGCAGCCUAAGUGGGAGUGCGGUUUAGCCUGCAGCAAAAGGGAAGCGUUUCACAAGAGCCCAUCCGUCUGCAAUGCUGUUCCACUGGCCUGGCAUUCUGUAGCUCUGCAGUGGGCUGAUACUCAGGCAGCCAGGCUACCACAAAUGCACUUUCCGUGAGCGGCUGUACGCUGUGUCCUUUGCUAUCAGUCUCCCUCCUGACCACAACUGCGUUUGUAUCACUGACCUCCAUAAUUCAUUGCUGCAACUCCAACUUGGGAACAAAGCAGCACSUUAUAAAGGCGUCCAGCAGUUGUAAAACACGGCAGCCCCAUGGAUGUAGCAACAGGUCAUGGUGAGACCUUUGCCCUGGAGCUCAGUUGCUUUUGCGCUGAACACACCAAGGGCCAUUUCAAAGUCUGUCCUGAUAAKGAAAGGCCUCCAUGAAGGAGGGUCACGAACAGCUAAAUUCUGCUACAGCUGAAAAAUCCUUGGUAAAUGAAGGAGUUCCAAGCAGGAGACAGAGCUUGGGCAGACACAGGACCUAAAAAUCGGAAUUU
Messenger RNA from Nothoprocta perdicaria, 3472 nucleotides. RefSeq names its product RAN binding protein 3 like (gene RANBP3L). NCBI's taxonomy places the organism in Eukaryota, Metazoa, Chordata, Aves, Tinamiformes, Tinamidae. Bases 1 to 1422 code for a protein of 473 amino acids. The transcript is spliced from 14 exons. Gene Ontology annotation, biological process: protein export from nucleus. The record is from RefSeq and is a predicted model, not a curated record. Gene Ontology annotation, molecular function: GTPase activator activity. Gene Ontology annotation, cellular component: nuclear pore; cytoplasm.